AUGUCUGAAUGUAGAGUACAUGAAAGUAUACUGCAAAGCAUGAAGAAGGUUGUGUGCCACUAUCGAGAUAUAAUAUAUGUGAAUGAUGACAAAUAUGAAAUUGCUGAUCCAAUAACACUUUAUGGUGACGAAGUUUAUAAACUGAAUAGAAGCGAUGGAUUUAAAGUGUCUUGUAGUGGAGUUUCGAAAGAAUGUUACAAUAUAGUUGGAGACGGUACUCCAGACGCGUUGUUCCCAAUACUAUCAGGGAUGAAUGAUUUACAGCAUCCGCCAGCUAAAAGACGAUACACAAAUGACGUGUUUCUAGAGAUUGAACCAUUUAUAUUCCAUAAGGCAAAGAUUAACGGAUUUGGUCCAAUACGAGAGACAUUUGAAGGAAGAAUCGAAGAAAGGAUGGCGUUUAUGUCGAUAAUACUGCCAGAGAAAUUGAAAAGAAAUCGCAAAAACGCUUUGAAUUAUUUGAAAAAGAACGCGGAUGUUCUAACAACGCCAUUCGACAUACACACGACCAUACUAGACGCGAUGGGUUUGAAACAAUAUGCUAGUGAUUAUGUGGCAAGAAACUCUUUAAUGAAGAGAGGCUUGAGUCUAUUGGAACCGAUCUCAGUGUUACGCACAUGCGCCGAUGCUGAUAUACUGCCUUACUGGUGUGCGUGUAUGAAUAGUGAUUGGAAGGACGUUCCCAAUAACGAUACAAAAUUCGAAGAGGCCGGGGCAGCUCUACUCUCAUAUGUGAACAGAGCUAUCUACGAUCUAAGACAUCUAUGCGCUGAAAGAGAAUUGAAAUUAAUAAGAUGGGUCUUGAUUAAUGAUAAAAAAGACAUCGAAACCGAUAAAAAGAUUAUUAAUUACCAGGCAGUGAUUAUAACGAAACCAGGGCAUGGUGUCUUUGAAGGUAUGAUGGAAUAUGACAUUGAGAAGAAAUUGUUCGAAGUAAAAAAUGAUAAAGAUGUUUCUAGAAUAUCCGCGUAUGUAACUUCAUGA
Danaus chrysippus (African queen) is the source of this 984-nucleotide messenger RNA. The record is from the annotation of a GenBank genome assembly. Lineage: Eukaryota; Metazoa; Arthropoda; Insecta; Lepidoptera; Nymphalidae.